GGACUAUUCUUCCCUACUCUCAAGCCAGUAAAUCAUGCCGUGGGUACAGCCGUCCGAACACGAAGAACCGAUGCACAAUUCUAUAAUAUUCCAGGCCAAACCCUACACAUAUGUUUACAUGCUUGUUAGGAUAACUUGUAAGGCCGUUCAUACUCUCGGUAGUCUUACUGUGCCUGUCUGAUACCUGCGUUUCUUACUUGCUUAUGCACUGAAAAGAAGCAUUAGUUGCCCUAAAAGCCUUUACUAUAUAACAUAAUGGGUAAAAAGCAACAAGCUAAGCCGGCGGCGCUUGGCAAGCUACGCGGUUCUAAAGAUGCGCGCGCACAAGCAUUAGCAGCUGCGGAAGACAGCGACAACGAUAACCCGGCCGGUAUACUGCAAGAUAAUGAUGACUUUGUGGGUCCCAGCGCCAGCGGUAGCGGCAGUGAGGAGGAUGGCGAUUUCGGCAGCGACAGCGGCAGCGAGGAGGAGCAGGAAGCUGCAAUGGGUGGGGAUGCGGGAGACAGUGAGGAGGAAGGAGACGAGGACGACGAUGGUGGAGAGGAGAAGGACAGCGAGGAUGACCUCUUGCCAGAUGAGUUCGGUGAUGACGAGGAGGAGGAAGGGCAGCGGAAGAAGCAGAAGCAGCGGAAACUUCGGCAGCAGGACGGGCAGAGCAGCGAUGAGGGUGAUGAUGGCAGCGGUAGUAGCGACGGUGGUGCCAGUGGCAGCGACGGCGAAGAUGGGGAGGGGGACCUGAUGGCCGACGACGAAGCAGGUGACGAUAGCGAAGAGGGCGAGGAGGCGCGGCGUCGCUCGGGCGCCCAGGCCGGCACCACCACCGCUGCUGCUGCGGGCGGGGGUUUCACGCAGGGCGCCAAGGGGGCCUCGUUCGCCAAGGCGUUCAGCAAGCUGCUCGAGAGCAAGGCGAAGGCCAAGGCGGGGGAGGAGGCGCCCAUCCUGGCGGCCUCCAAGUCCCUAGCCAAACGGCAUGCGGAGGAGGAGGCGGAUGCGGCUGCGCGGCGCGAGGCGAAGCGCGCGCGUCAGGAGCGGCGGCGGCGGGGCCACGCGGCGGUGCCGCGGCGGGGUGAGGACCCGGAGCACGACCAGCUGGAGAAGCAGCUGGGGCGGCUGGCGACAAGGGGUGUCGUACUGCUGUUCAACGCAAUCGCCAAGGCCCAGAAGCAGCAAACAGGAGGCGCAGCCGCCGCCGCUUCCAAGCCAGCAAAGCUCAGCAAGGCCUCCUUCCUUGCGCAACUCAAGGCAGGUAGCAGCGGCGGCGCCGCUACUGGCGCCGCCGGCAGCGUGCUUGCAGCCGCCGCUUCGGACGCUGCCGCCGCGGCUGCUGCGGGUGCUGCUGGGGGGGCGGCGGCUCCCGGCUGGAAGGUGCUGCAGGCGGGGUUCAGUGGGUUGCCGGGCGGCGGCAGCAAGAUGAAGGACUGGGACCGCAAGCCGGGUGGCAGCGAUGAUGAGGACGUGGCGGGUGCGGGGGGUGCUGCGGCGGGGUCAGAGAGCGAUGACGAUGGGGAGGGAUGGUGAUGAGCGGCUUUGGGGCGGAGGGUGGAGUUGCUGCUGCUGGGGUUGGCACGCUGGGGUGUAACUUAGGAGGAGUCAGAGGAGGAACGCGGGGAGAAAGAAGAAGAAGAAAAACGUGUUCUGAUGAAUGCGAGCGGAAGAGGGGGAAGGGAGCCGUUAGGGCUUGACUGCGGUCAAGUUGGAGGAUUGCGAAGUGGCAGGGGGUUUACAGCUGUCAUCGGUCGGGCUUCAUGUCUGUCGGCGCGAACCUCUACCGGCUGAACCUCUACCGGCGAUGUAGUGUGCAUGCCACAACCUUUGCCAAACGUUGCCAGCGUAGCACGUUGGGAGGGAGGGCCGGAUAGGAGGCCCCCUGCCGGGUUGGGAACGACCAAGGGUACUUCUCCAUGUGUCUUGCAAAGCUG
Molecule: messenger RNA, 1919 nt
Organism: Astrephomene gubernaculifera
Lineage: Eukaryota; Viridiplantae; Chlorophyta; Chlorophyceae; Chlamydomonadales; Astrephomenaceae
Source: the annotation of a GenBank genome assembly